AUGGAUAAUAUAUAUGGUUCUGAAGAAAAUAUCGAAGACAGCGACGAUUUUAGUUCUGAUGACAACGUACCUUUGGCGAACCUCAAAGACAAUAAAUUUAGGUCUCCUUUUCAAGAACUACUGCCAACGCCAAACUACGCUGUGACAAAGAAUAAACCUAGGAGAAAAGCCAUCAAUUAUAAAGGCCAACGAGUCACCAAAGAUCUGUUUAAGGAACAAGAAACAUUGAAAGAAAAUAAGUUGACAAAGAAAAGAAAACCUAAAGAAUCAAAGAAGACUAAAAAUGAAAAAAAGAAACGAUCUAAAGGGGAUAAAAGAAAAAGAAGCAAUCUAUCGGUAGAGGAAUCUUGGUUCUGCCCAGCUUGCAAUGAAAAUCGUGUGUCUGAUAUGAGACAGUGUGUUAAAUGCAGAAUAUGGUACCACGAAGAAUGCCUAGGGCUAACCAAAAAUGAUAAAGAUUUUUUUUACUGUCAAAACUGUGAUGAAUAA
Helicoverpa armigera (cotton bollworm) is the source of this 489-nucleotide messenger RNA. RefSeq names its product inhibitor of growth protein 2-like. The transcript has a single exon. The coding region runs from base 1 to 489 and encodes 162 amino acids. NCBI's taxonomy places the organism in Eukaryota, Metazoa, Arthropoda, Insecta, Lepidoptera, Noctuidae. The record is from RefSeq and is a predicted model, not a curated record.